This is a messenger RNA of Phytophthora infestans T30-4, 771 nucleotides long. RefSeq lists its product as uncharacterized. The transcript has a single exon. The record is from RefSeq and is a predicted model, not a curated record. Bases 1 to 771 code for a protein of 256 amino acids. NCBI's taxonomy places the organism in Eukaryota, Oomycota, Peronosporomycetes, Peronosporales, Peronosporaceae.
AUGCUACUGUCGUCUGCGGAACAGCGCGUGCUCGACAGCUUUCUGCUUGAAAUGGACGUGUCCGAUUUCGCUCCUGACACGCUGAAGAGCAUGAAACGCGUGGAACCCAAGCGCAAAGCAAACACUGCAUCGCGUUCAUCCACGAAGAAGCUAAAAUUGUCAUGGGAGCGCCGCAGAGAGGAAUUGCAGACUCUCCGAGCUGAGGUGAAAGCGUUGCACGAGUACAAAGUAAACUUGGAGCUACAAGCAAUCGGAAACUUGCAACAAGAAGCUGAAACUCGAAACCGAUGGAAAAAUGCUGCUGACAUGGAGAAACAAUGGUGCCAGCAAGCACAAGACACAAAUACGCAGUUGAAAAGCAAACUGCAGCGUUGCAUGCAAACUUGUGACAGUCUCAAGACAACGAUCAAUGCGUCACUAACGAAAGUAAGCAUCAACUCCACGUUGCAGGAUCUAAAAAUUGAGCACAUCGACACUGCCGGCCCAAUGCUGUUCAACCUGCUCGAACAGAGACUGAACAAGAGGGUCCACGAUCUACGCGACGUGUACGUUGCAACGUCCAACGCUAGCACCGACUUCGAUCUAGUUCAAGUGCAUCGUGGAGGUGGAGCGCAGGGUGCCUCAGCGCUGGAAUUCAAGCGUACGCGUCUACUACCAUUCACGGCCACCGUGACAGCAAACACAGUGGGGGAUGUGAUGAAGCUCGGCGUUGUAUCGGACGAACGCUGUGCUCACGCCUACAUGCGCUCUGAGCGUCACAAGGGUGUUUAA